GGUGUGGGGAGGCGCCCUUUUCCCCCCUCCGCUCCUCCACCCCAACGCGAGACCCCAACCAAAACCCUGGCGCUCCAAUCCCUCUCCGAAACCCUAAUCACGCGAAACAAUCGGUGAUCGACCCCUCCCCCUUCGCCCCCCCGCGCCGAUCUCGCAGGUGCGCUCUCUUCUCCCCGCGAUCCGCUUCCCCGCGGCUAGGGUUUCGACCCUCGCGUCGGAGCAACCGAUUUCGCCGAAUUGAUUUUUUUUCUUUCUUUUUGUUGAGGAGUGGAAUCUGGGGCAGGGCCAGUGCGCGUCCUCUCGAUUGGAUGUGAGUGUUGAAUCGUUCUUGAUUCUGAAUGACGCGAUACUUGUAGAACGAUGAGAUUGUGAAUUGGAACCUUGUUGUUGGUUGAUCAUCUGAUGCGAAGAUUUUGAUCGACGCCACUCUUUUUGUUGGAGUAACCACUACAGAAGAAAAUGGGUCGGAAAAUAAAACUACUUAGAUCUGUCAAAGUCUGCUGGAUUUUCUAGAACCUUACACAAAAAAACAAACAAAUUGUGUUAGUCUUGAUAAAGAAAAGAUGCAAUCUGGUUCAUUAAAACACAAAGUAAUUGAGGAGAUGUCCAAAACACAAACCAUCAAAGGAUGUAAGAACAUAGAACAGAAGAAAAUAUCUUCCUCAAAUAAUUCAAUCUUCUCCGAUCUUAAGAAGCAACCGAGGAACGGCGAGUUUCUUCACGAUACAGUAUUUGCUAACACUUGGACUUGCAAAAAUUCAGCUUGUAAAGCUGUUCUUUCUUCACAAGAUACAUUCUGUAGGAGGUGUUCAUGCUGCAUUUGCCAUCUCUUUGAUGAAAAUAAAGAUCCUAGUCUUUGGCUAGUCUGCGAAUCCGAAACUGACGACAAAGACUGCUGUGGGUUGUCUUGCCAUAUUGACUGUGCGCUUCAGCACAAGAACGUAGGGUGUGUUGAUCUCGGGGGGCAAACCAUGCAUCUUGAUGGGAGUUAUUGUUGCGCUUCCUGUGGGAAGGUUUCUGGGAUAUUGGGAUGUUGGAGGAGGCAACUAGUGGUAGCAAAAGAUGCACGCCGGGUGGAUGUUCUGUGCCAUCGCAUACACUUAAGUUACAGGCUUUUGGAUGGAACUUCUAACUUCAAAGAACUGCACCAGAUUGUCAAAGAAGCGAAAGCAAAGCUGGAGACUGAAGUCGGCCCACUUGAUGGAGUUUCAGCCCACAUGGCCCGUAGCAUUGUAAGCAGGUUGUCGGCUGCUGUUGAUGUGCAGAAGCUUUGCUCUUUAGCAGUCGAGAAGGCCAACGACUGGUUGAGGUCUUCUCAAUUAGAACCAAAACAUAAAGAUGCACUUCCUGCUGCCUGUAGAUUCAGGUUUGAAGACAUAACAUCAUCUUCUCUCGUGAUUGUUUUGAAAGAGACAUUUUCUCCACCAUCUGAUGCUAUUAAGGGUUACAAGCUCUGGUAUUGGAAGAGUCGAGAAGAACAACCCUCCGAGAAAGAGCCCAUCAUUUUUACAAGAGCGCAAAGAAGGAUACUGAUAUAUAACCUUCAGCCAUGCACAGAGUACGCUUUUCGGAUAAUUUCAUUCACAGAGAAUGCGGAUUUGGGCCACUCAGGAUCAAAAUGUUUUACUAAAAGCGUGGAGAUCAUUCACAAGCAAACGGCACAUGAUAGUGCACAAGGGUGCUCAUCUAGUGUUAGGAGAGAGGGCAAGAAGCGAAAUUCCAAGCCAUCGUCUGGCUUCAAGAUUCGAAAUGUAGGGAAAUUUUUGCGACUAGCUUGGGCCCAAGAAGAAUGUAGUUAUGAUGAGCUUUUCCAAGAGGAUGGAGAAGAAGAUUCGUGUGGUGGGAGCGGGGAAGCACUUCCAGAGACAGCUGAAGAGGAUCAAGCCACACCCGCUUCUUCCCAUAGGAUAGAUUUAAAUGCGGUCUCAAUUCCCGACCUUAAUGCCGAGGCAGAGUGCUCCCCUGAUGAGAAUGGAUGCAGCUCAGAGAAGAACGAGCUGGUGAGAUCAAAUGGCAGCGAUGACUUCGGAGAGGCCCCGGCCGUUGAAUCUCGAUCGGAGGGUGGGAAACAGCCAAAUGUCAUACAAGAGGAAACUUGCGAUGAGGACAGCACGCUGGUCGUCGGUUCGCCUCAUCGAUUUUCUAACGGGUCGGGUCAGUUGGAUGAUAACUAUGAGUACUGCGUGAAGGUCAUAAGGUGGCUAGAGUGCUUAGGGCACAUCGAGAAGGGCUUUAGGAUGAAGUUCUUGACAUGGUUUAGUUUGAGGUCCACCGAGCAGGAGCGGCGGGUUGUGAUCACAUUCAUCCGCACGCUUAUUGAAGAACCCAAUAGCUUGGCCGGACAGCUUCUUGAUUCCUUCUCAGAGAUCGUUACCUGCAAGAGGCCGCGGAAUGGCUUCUGCAGUAAGCUAUGGCAUUGACAAAAAGGGGAUUGAAGGGUGGUAUUUGCUUGCUUUUACCCUACAUUAACAUUUUUGUGAUCAAUUGGAGAUUGGUUUCUCUGAUUAUUUAUCAUAAUACAUACAGUAUUAAUUCAGAUAAAGGAUUCGGAACUGGAACUGAUUUUUCCAGCUAAUUUUCCAGCCAGCAAAGAGAAUGCAACCGCAGCUUUGUUUCUAUUAACAAUCCUGAGAAAGAUCAGGGUAAUGUUCCCUUCUCCUGGUACUUCCCACAGUAUUCCUUGGUCUAGGAAUAAUAUGUCUCAACAUUUUGUAGCUCAAGCUACUCACACCGACUGCUUCGAUAAGUUAGUGAUUUGUAGGCAGAUUCGCAUUGAUGACAAUUUUCUUCGAGGGUUUGUCGGGAAACAAGAUACAUGGCUAAAUUGGUGCUCUUUUUAUGUAUAUGUUGUUCAACAAGGUAUUCGCAUAAUAUCUUUUACUUGUUAAUGGUAAUCUUUGAAGGUAGCAAUACACUCUUCUGUUUCUGCGCUGUUUCUCUUCAUUCAUUUAUUAGUCAUGGAAAACAUUUUUGUUCCUCUCUGAGUUCUCACUUCUUAUUUAACUGUGCGCCUUAUAAAGCCCUAUUAUGUAUUUGAAACCUCUUGGAAUUUUG
Ananas comosus (pineapple) is the source of this 3054-nucleotide messenger RNA. RefSeq names its product VIN3-like protein 1. NCBI's taxonomy places the organism in Eukaryota, Viridiplantae, Streptophyta, Magnoliopsida, Poales, Bromeliaceae. Gene Ontology annotation, molecular function: protein binding. Gene Ontology annotation, biological process: vernalization response; epigenetic regulation of gene expression. The coding region runs from base 564 to 2420 and encodes 618 amino acids. The transcript has 4 exons. The record is from RefSeq and is a predicted model, not a curated record.